GCCAUCUGACUGCAUUUAAAACGGCAACAAAAAUCUCAAGAAAUUUAUAUGUUAACUUUUAAACAUUGCUACUUAUCUAAGUUUGUGCAACACAAAGAAAACUCCUGCCCACUGCCCCAAGAGGCAAAAUUAUAUCAUUAUGUCCAUGAAGAUAGCUUGACAUAGCUCGCUUGCCGAGAACAAGGCCGAACAGCUGUUUUGUUCAUUGGCAAAAAAAACAAAAAGCAAAAAAAAAAAAUCGAAAGAGAAAAUAAAAGGAAAGGAGGUGGGCAAAAAAAUAGCCAACACUGCGAAUAAACAACUAGAGUGGACAAAACUCGGAAAGAAAUUCGAUUCUUUUUCUCAGGAAGCACAAAAUGCAGAGUAGUUGGAAUGACUACGAGGAUGAGGAGGCGGCCAUGGCGGCUCCAGCUCUCUCAGGAGCUGGUGGACCCAAUCGUAUUAGUGCUAAGGGACCACGUAUAUUUGGUGAUAUUACAACAAAUCGUUUAUGGACAUUUCGGGUCCUAAUGCACGACGAGUUGGCUCCAAAUGAACAAUUGGCCAUUGUGGGUAAUUGUGAAUCCUUGGGCAAUUGGCAGCAUGCGGGAGCAGUUCUAAUGCAGAAAGACGAUACAAGUAAAACAAAAAAGAAAGAGGAGAAGCUAUACGCUGAUAACGACGACGCUCACGACGCCGACGACGACGUGGAAGAUGAGGAGGAGGAGGCCGAAAACAAUCUAUGGUCAGCUGAUGUUUAUAUACCUAGACAUUGCUCGACAGAAUUUCGUUAUAUGAUCUGUACAGUGGAUUCAUCGACAGGUGAUAUCUUUAUUCGUCGCUGGGAGACACAUUUGAAGCCCCGCCUCAUUCAGGAAUUGGAUGAUCCCAAGGCUAACAAUAUGGAUAUCUUUGGUUCAUUUAAUGGUCAGUACAAAGUAGAUCGAGGCUGGUUGACCAAGGAAACUUUGGUGCAACUGAAAUUCUUCUAUGCCCCCUUCACUUGGAAGCAACGUAUGAAACGUCGUCACGUCCAUGUCAAGGUGACACCCAUGAAUCUAAGAAUACCCAGUCAUGGUAAUAAUGGUGACAUCUCAACGCUAGAGGAUUCCCUUUCGAAUGAUACCCAUGAUACCAAGGAGACCUUGAACGGGGGCAAUGGUGAAAAUGGUGCUGUCUUUAGCGAGGUUGUCACCUUGAGCCCGGAUGAAUGUACUCUGCGUCAGCAAGAGCAGUUUGGUUCACUUUGUGGUCCCAACGAUUUGGUUAUAUUUCAUUUAACUGUAAAUGAUUUGGAAAAUACCGCCUACCUGAUCGAUCUAUAUACCUAUAGUUCGCGUGUGGCCAAAGAGGAUGGCCCUCCCCUGCAUGUGGGUUAUCAUUAUGUCUUGCCCAAUUUGAUGAAACGUUCCGAGGGUAAUCUGGAGUUGCCCAUUACCUGUGCCAAGGGUCAUCGUCCCUUGGGCAUGAUGCGCCUGGGUUAUCUGAUAGUUAAACCCUCUGCCACUGCCUCCAAUCUGAUGGACAUGAGUGUCAGCUACUCACGCUAUUGGAAUAACAAAUGGACUGGCCUGGAUGUGGGUCAUCGCGGCUCGGGCACAAGUUUUAAGGCCAAGGAUGCGGUUAUUAGAGAGAAUACCAUCACCUCAUUGAAAAAUGCAGCCGAACAUGGUGCCGAUAUGGUGGAGUUUGAUGUCCAACUGAGCAAGGAUCUAGUUCCGGUGGUCUAUCAUGAUUUCAUGAUCUAUGUGUCACUUAAAUCCAAGUGUAGCAUGCAGGAACACGACUUUCUGGCUUUGCCCAUGAGAGAGUUAUCACUGGAACAGUUGAAGAAACUGAAAGUCUAUCACACCGCCGAGGGUCUAUCGCGGGAAACACGCUCCUUUCACAACGAUGAUAUGGUGGAGCAUCAGCCAUUUCCACAAUUGGCGGAUGUUAUGGAUGCUCUGGAUAUUCAUGUGGGUUUCAAUAUCGAGAUCAAAUGGUCACAACGUUUGCAAGAUGGCCGCAUGGAAGAGGAAUUCGAACAUGUUGUGGAUCGUAAUCUUUAUAUCGAUUGUAUAUUGGAUGUCGUGAUGCGUAAAGCUGGCACACGACGCAUUGUUCUGUCAUGUUUCGAUCCGGAUAUAUGUACAAUGUUGAGAUUCAAGCAAAAUCGUUAUCCUGUCAUGUUUCUCACCCUUGGCACGACAACGAAAUAUGAGAAAUAUAUGGAUCCGCGUGGAAAUUCCAUGGAGCUGGCUGUGUGGCAUGCAGUGGCCAUGCAAUUGCUGGGAAUUGUGGCGCAUACGGAGGAUUUGCUGCGUGAUCCCAGCCAGGUGAAUCUGGCCAAAGAGCGUGGCCUCGUCUUGUUCUGUUGGGGCGAUGACAACAAUUCCAAAGACACCAUCAAAUUGUUAAAGGAAUUGGGUCUUCAUGCCAUUAUCUAUGACAAAAUGGAUGUAUUGACCAGCAAGGAGGUGAAGCAAAGUGUCUUUCAUUUGCAAGCCAAGGACAGCCAAAAGGAGCUACUCAAAUUGCAGGCUCUGGAAACGGGACAUGUCUGGCAUACCUCGGCAAAUGGUAGUGAGGAACAACAGGCUUAACCCAUGGACAUUUUCUUCCGCCUGCUAACAUUUACGUAUAUGCAUUAACUUAUCAAAUCAAUUUAAACUAUAUACAUUUAUACAAACAUAUGUACAUCCUAGGCGCAUCUGUAAAUCAUCUAGCAAAAUUUGCAUUUCUUUUCAAUUUUACUUACUAUAAGGCCUGCUGCUGAACCAAAUCUGAAGAAAUCGGAGCAAAGUCUGGCUUUAGCUCUAUAUCUUAAAAAAUUAAACAAUUUGUGCUUAAUUUUUCCCAA
Drosophila willistoni is the source of this 2821-nucleotide messenger RNA. Its product is annotated as glycerophosphocholine phosphodiesterase GPCPD1. Gene Ontology annotation, molecular function: starch binding; glycerophosphocholine phosphodiesterase activity. The coding region runs from base 357 to 2564 and encodes 735 amino acids. NCBI's taxonomy places the organism in Eukaryota, Metazoa, Arthropoda, Insecta, Diptera, Drosophilidae. The transcript has 4 exons. Gene Ontology annotation, biological process: glycerophospholipid catabolic process. The record is from RefSeq and is a predicted model, not a curated record.